AUGAAAACUUCUGUAGCUGUGAAAGUUUUGUCUCUACUGGAAACUGCACAGCAACAAAACCGCAAUAUUUUUUUUAGUUUUCAAUUCAGGAAAGAAUAAAGAAAUCUCGCGUCUUUACAUAGACGUGGUUGCAGGAGCUAACCCACUCCACGCAAUCGUGCACUUGCCCCAUGCGUCUUACCAUAGACAGAGGUCUUUACUCAUUGCUCAUUUCCUACUAUUGCAUUUCCUGGAUUCGUGAUUUCACUGUACAGCUUCUGCUUUGUGGCGCCUGUAUGCUGCCAUGUGUUCGUCCAGCUCUUGCCAUUAGUGUUGACAACUUAUGUGGAGAUCUGCAUUGCGUUUCUGCCAAUGGAAUAUACUAAAUCAUAUAAUCACUUAUUUUACAUCUCUGUAAGGAGGAGUAUUUGACACAGACAUGGAUGGAUCAUCAAAUAGUCUUGGUGACAGGAGUGUAUCGGUUCUAACGCCAUGGCGAAAGUUCGUGCCAAACAUGCUAACUAUUCUGUCGUUGGGUGCACAGACCAACACAGAACACUGUUACCAGCCUCACAGGAGACAAGAGAGCAAUGGAUUUAUUUUGUUUUCAAUGGAAAUCCCCCACACUGAACGAGGCAAAGCUGCAAAAAAAGACAUUAUGAUAUGUCGGCAGAAAGCAGCACAGAGUUUCCUGACAGGCUGUCGCUAAUGGAGGUGCGCCUUCAAGCACAGGAAGAUGAAAUAACACUACUGAAGUCUUCAUUGGCUGAUGCCUUACGCAAGCUACGCAUUCAUGACCAACAGAUACCCAUGCUAAAACAGCAGCUGAUUGUUGUGAACCCUGCUGCAGCUCGAGUGUUGAAUCAGUCCUGUUAUGUGGAUGGAUUGUCUAAAUGCAGACUGUCUACAAGCUCUCCUGAUGCAACUCAUCACGCACCCAACAGCCAUAUCUCAUUCACAGCUGAAAAUGGGGAGGGUGGGGCUAAAACCAUUUCCAACAUCAAACCGAGCACUAUUGACAGGUGUACACAGACCGAACCUUGGAUUCCAAAUCAUAAGACUGCCUCACUGGCCCUAACACAGGCAGUCAAAAAUAUCUCCCUUGAGGAUGCCUUACCUGCAGCCAUCCCCUUUACAGAGGACACUUUGACCAAGCUCUACAGAGAGGAGUAUGACAUUGAUGAAGCAGAGAGUAAGAAGGAACACACAUGGAGCUCUGUGGUAGAAGAUGCCAUCCAGCCCACCACAGUCAGAACCCUCCAGCAACAACAGAGCAAAGGCAGCGAGGAAAGCCAGGGUUUAUGCCCUCAAAACCCAACUUCCUCUUUGCCAGCAGCUCUAAAAGAGACAACAAUCGACCCUUGUGGAGCUCCCCUCUCUCCCAUCCAGGAGGGCGAAAAACUACUGGUGAGGAGAAACAGUGAAAAGCUAACUAAAGACCCUCAAGACAAGACCAAACAGCGUCUUUCUAAGAAAGCAGCCUCAUCGACAAACUUACUUACACGUUCUCCAAGUCUUGAGAGCCGGGCAAAAGACCUUAUCUCCAGUGCAGGAUCUCAGGGGUCUAGAAGAGGAACUCAGAGUCAGUCCAUUAAGAUGUUUAUUCGUGGGAGACCCAUUACCAUGUACAUUCCCUCAAACAUUCCAAAGUAUGAGGAGCUGAAAAUGGAUCUUCCCUCACAGAAAUUGGAACUGGACUGGGUCUAUGGUUACAGGGGGAGGGACUGUCGAGCUAAUUUUUACUUUUUACCCUCUGGGGAGGCUGUUUAUUUUAUUGCCUGUGUUGUGGUUUUGUACCAUAUCAGCAACCAAACACAACGACAUUAUCGUAAACACACAGACUGUGUACGAUGUCUCGCCAUCCACCCAGACAAGGUGCGUGUAGCAUCUGGACAGACAGCAGGGGUGGACAAAGAUGGCAAGCCUCUACAGCCAUUUGUACACAUUUGGGACUCCAAAACGCUAGUUACACUGCAGCAGAUUGGCCUCGGGACUUUUGAGCGGGGUGUAGGAUCUGUAGCAUUUUCCAAUGCAGAUGCAGGAACAUUCCUAUGUGUGAUUGAUGACUCGAAUGAGCACAUGCUUUCGUUAUGGGACUGGAAUAAAAACACAAAGCAUGCUGAGGUCAAGAGCACUAAUGAAGCAGUCUUAGCUGUGGACUUCAACCCUGUAGACACCAACAACAUCAUCACUUGUGGCAAGUCCCAUGUUUACUUCUGGACCAUGAGUGCUGGGACACUGACCAAGAAACAAGGCAUUUUUGGAAAAUACAAAAAGCCGAAGUUCAUUCUAUGCUUCGUCUUCAGUCUUACGGGGGAUGUGUUGACGGGUGACUCUGAGGGAAACAUUCUUACAUGGGGAAAAUCAGCUGCAGACAUUAAAACAUUAGGAAAAGGAGCAAAGGAAACAUUUCAGAUCAUGAAGCAGACGCGCGCUCAUGAGGGCAGCGUUUUUACUAUGUGUGUCCUGCAGGGUGGUGCGAUACUAAGCGGUGGCGGCAAAGAUCGUAAGAUCAUCCGCUGGAGUGCAGAUUUGGCACCCGAAAGAGAGUGUGAGAUUUCAGAGAAAUUUGGUGCAGUCCGAACCAUUGCAGAUGUAGAUGGAGAGGAAUUGCUUGUUGGCACAACACGAAACGCAAUCCUUAGAGGGACAUUUUCAGAUGGGUUUGUGGCCAUUGUGCAGGGGCAUGUGGAUGAAAUGUGGGGUCUGGCCACACACCCCUCUCAGAACAUCUUUCUUACAUGUGGGAAUGAUCGUCAGGUAUGUUUGUGGAAUGCAGAAGACCACAAACUGGACUGGUCCACUAUACUUGAGGAAUCUGGUCUUUGUGCUGAUUUCUGUCCAAAUGGUGCUGUUGUCUCUGUUGGACUAAGUACAGGAAGAUGGGUUGUGCUGGAUCUGCAAACCAAAGAAAUGGUAUCAGACCUUACUGAUGGCAAUGAACAGCUGUCUGUGAUGAGAUACUCACCAGAUGGCUGCUUUUUGGCAGUUGGCUCCCAUGACAACUUCAUCUACAUUUAUAGUGUCACAGAUGGUGGUCAGCGCUAUACACGAUUUGGAAAAUGCACAGGCCACUCAAGUUUCAUUACUCACCUGGACUGGUCCAAAGAUGGAAAGUACAUCAUGUCCAACUCUGGCGAUUACGAAAUUCUCUACUGGGAUGUUGCAGGUGGCUGCAAGCUGCUGAGGAACCGCUUUGAGAGUAAAGAUCGAGAGUGGGCAUCCUACACAUGUGUGCUUGGUUUUCAUGUCAUGGGUGUGUGGCUUGAGGGCUCAGACGGGACAGACAUCAAUGCCUUGUGUCGAUCACACAGUGAAAGUAUGGUGGCAGUGGCUGAUGAUUUUUGUAAAGUUCACCUGUUCCAGUAUCCAUGUCCUAAACCAAAGGCACCAAGUUAUAAAUAUGAAGGCCAUGGCAGUCAUGUAACCAAUGUACGUUUCACGUAUAAUGACAGUCAUCUUCUGUCAAUGGGUGGAAAAGACACCUGUAUCCUCCAGUGGCGAGUUAAAAGAGCGGGAACUGGAAAUGAUAAGGAUCUUCUGCCCUCUUCCUCUUCUGUCUGUCCUAAUUCUGUCUAUACAGACAAUGGAAUACAGAGACACAUACCAUGAUUCGAGAGUGAAAAAAGGCAUAAAGAUUUUCAGGGAAAUUAAACCGCAAUGAAAUGUCUUAUUGCGCAAUCUGUUGUGACAAAAAGCAUUUGGAAGGUUAUGCUAACUAUUGCAAAAUAUGUUCCAACAUUCUGUUACAAUUGAGAAGUCACAACUAUUUUGUACCUAUACAUUCCUUAAUCAACCGACAUGUUACUAUGUACAAUGUGUUGCUGUGUAGUGACUUUACAAACUGCAAACAACCAUGACUUUCAGAUAUUUGGGUAGAUCUCACAAAGAAAUGCCAUAUUUCACCCCAGAAACAACUGAAAUAAGAAAUGUGCAAAAUGCAGAGUAUAGUGUCUCAUUUUUUCUUUUGAUUUUGGUUAAUGAUUUGACAUUACUUUAGUUUUCAUGAGAUUUUUCAUUCUAUGUACAACAUUACAUCAUUUUGUAAAUUCUGUAUCACGAUACUGAUAAAAAUUGUUCAGUUUUAUUUCUAUUCACAUAUUAUUAAUUAUUUUGUUUUCAUAUAGGCUUAUGCAAGUCUACAUGCUUAUUUUACAGAUUCACGUGCUUCCUCAUUACUUUUUGUUCUCAACCAUUAACUACGUGUGUAACUCAUUCCAUUAUAAACCUUCAGUCAGUUGUCUCUGUGAAACGUAACAUCCCAGCAAACACAGAAUGUUUACAUAAUGUUCGUUUUUGGUUCACUUUUAGUUAUUUUUUUAAACAAAAAAUAACGUUCUAAGAACGUUCUUUCCAGGUUUUAUUUUUUGCAACCAGAAAAUAACAUUCCCAGAAUGUUACAGGCUAUUCCCUGGUGGUUAUUUUUGCAAACAGAAAAUAACGUUCCAGUGUAUUUUAUUUUUUUGUUGAAAAAUAACCUUAACAUUUUUUUUUUAUUUCUCCAGCAUAUGCGCUUUCUCCUCUGGUUACUGGUUUCAUGUUUUUUUGUUGUUGUGUGAAAUAGUCAACAAUUUACACAUGACAUACUUUAAUGGUAAAUUUGCCAAGACUGGUAGACGUCUGCCAUGUGCAAUAGAGGAAUUAAAUAAAUUAAGAAAUACAGUAAAUGAUCAGAUGAAUAUUAUAAAUCCAAAAUCCAUACCUGAGAAUAUUAAACUAGGCUACAAAGGUAAAUGAAAAUAUAGUCAUAAAUCCAUGUGUUUCUUUUGUGCGGGUGUCUGAUAUAUGCGUGUGCUCUUUACCAGCACGCGCAUUCUUAGCCGCGAACUGCCGUCAUUUAAAAUUUAACGGUCAUUUCGUUUUACCUCACUCACUAAUGGGCCAUUCAAACGGUGAGCGGUGGAAUUGCCGUGCGGCAGCAGUCACAAAAAUAUCAAAUAUUUUUAUCUUCAGCUGCACCUGCCACAAAGAGCCGUGCCCUUGGAAGUUGCAGGAUUUUGGAUGCACGAGCACCGCCAACGAAACAGCCCGCGUUUUGCCGCUUAUAUCGCAUGUUUCCUUUUGAAAAUGAACUAGACAAUCGCGACUGCUUCGUACCGUGUGAAUCCACCAUAACACAGUUUAGCGGUAUAAUUAUUUGAUCUUUUACUUAAUAAAGUAAAGAUUUGAGAGUAAACCUAUAUUUUCGUAAUUUUCGAUAGAUUUGACACAUCUAAAUCAACAGACCAUGAUGUAAAGACUUAAACUCAGAGCUUGAUUGUUAACUAAAAACAGAGCCACUAUACUUCAGUUGUAAGACAAGAAAAUAUUGUUAGCCUGAAGAUAAUUCUGUCAAUAAAUAUCUGCUUUAAAUCGUGUAUAUUGUGUUUAAGUCAUUGGUCAUUUUAUUUCUAUAUAAUGUCUGAUGCUGAGGUACACUGUGUGGUUUUACUAGAAAUACUGUGCUGUUUAAAUCUAAAAUAGAAAGUUAUAAAAAAAGAAUUAUUAGGCUUAUAGAAUUAGAUUCGAUUUUUUAUUAGAUUAGAUAAGCGAUGGAUAAAACACAUGGAUGUCCGUGCAGUGAGGCCAAAAGGAUCCGAGAAAAAUAAUUCAGGCUAACGUUCUGGGAACGUUCCCCUAACGUUAGUUUUUGGUUCCCAGGAAGUUUUUAAGGUCUGUUUUUCGGUUUCUAUAACGUUAGGGGAAUGCUAGUUUUUGGUUCCAAGAACGUUAUGGGAACCAGAAACUAACGUUUUAUAUAUUUUUGUAAAGAAAACUUUCCUGGAAAACCAAAAUACGAACCUUAAAAAACUAACGUUCUGGGAACCAAAAACUUAUGCUAGGGGAACGUUCUGGGAACCAAAAAUUGUUAGCUGGGAUGUUAUGUUGAGCUGGAUAAUAAUUGCUAUCAGGAAUGUAUCCACUGUCUUAAAAACUAAAAACUUGUAUUUUAUGAAUCAAGUCCGCUGUGAAAUGUCCUAAUCAUAGUUUAUUCAAUAAAUAUGUUUUGAAGUAAACAUGUUUGAUUUUUU
Molecule: messenger RNA, 5990 nt
Organism: Triplophysa rosa
Lineage: Eukaryota; Metazoa; Chordata; Actinopteri; Cypriniformes; Nemacheilidae
Gene: eml3
Product: EMAP like 3
Exons: 25
Coding region: 643-3591 (982 amino acids)
Biological process (GO): microtubule cytoskeleton organization
Cellular component (GO): mitotic spindle
Molecular function (GO): microtubule binding
Source: RefSeq, a predicted model, not a curated record